UGUCAUCGUGUGAGGUUGGGGGUGAUUUGCUGCUUGUUGCAGCCUUUGCGGCUCACAGACUCCUUGACGUUCCCUGCCCCGGAAGCGUUUCCGGUUUACCUAACGAGGUCAAAAUGGCGGCUCGCUGCAUGUGAAGGGGUCGACACGGGAGCCGGCUUAAUGAUCCGAGAAACAUGUAUAAAACGCCAUGUAGCAGGCUGUCAGGUUUGGUUGGUGCAAGUUUGAAACAGAAAUUAGUUCAAAAUAUUCCUCGAUGUGACCAGACUGCUCGGAGCCUUAUUCAACUGCACAGAAGAGAGCCGUCAAACUGGUUGACUUAUCAGCAUCUCAGCUUCCUUAAACGCCAGUAUGUAGCAAAGAACAACAGUGAGCUUCACCAGCGUGCCAUCCCUAAACAGGAAGCUGUCCUGACCAUUGUGGAUGAGAGAGAUGACGGUGUUGAGAGGCAGGUGCAGAGAAUACCAACUAUUGAUCCUGUGGUCGCAGAUGCUGUGCCACAGUCAGAGGAUGUCACCAGUAAGACGAAGCCUGAAGUGAAACCCACUACAGAAGAUGUGGCAGUACAGAAAGAUUCUGUGUCCAAUACAGCUCUGAUUUCAGAUGAGACUCCACAUGUCCAGGUGGAGACAGAUGAGGCAAGGGAGGCACGUCUAGACAGACAGUGGAAGCAGCUGAAGGUUGAUGUGACUGACUUACCAGAUAUUUAUGCCAGACUGGCCAAAAUCAAACUUACAGCGUUGGUGGUUACAACUGCAGCAGCUGGCUAUGCAAUGGCUCCAGUGCCCUUUGACCCAGUCAUCUUCUUCGUAUCUUCACUGGGAACAGGCCUCGCCUCUUGUACUGCCAAUUCCAUCAACCAGUACUUUGAGGUGCCCUUUGACUCCAACAUGAACCGUACAAAGAACCGUCCACUCGUCAGAGGACAGAUCAGGUGCUUUGUUGCUGGGUGGUUUCCUGUACAGCUGGCAGUUCCCCCACUUCAACGCCCUCAGCUGGAACUUGCGGGAAGACUACUCCCGCGGCGGCUACCGCAUGAUGUCCGUCACCCACCCUGGCAUGUGCAAGCGGGUGGCCCUGCGCCACAGCUUGGGUCUGAUCGGCCUGUCAGCCUUAGCACCGGUCAUGGACGUCACCACCUGGACCUUCCCUGUCGUCUCCUUACCCAUCAACCUGUACAUCAGCUACCUGGCCUUCCGCUUCUACCGCAAGGGGGACCGCAGCAGCGCCCGCAAGUUGUUCUUCUGCAGCCUCUGGCACCUGCCCAUGCUGCUGCUGCUGGCGCUCACUUGCAAGAAGCCUCGCACAGACCAGGAGGAUGCGGCUCUACCUCCAGCCUCCUCUUCACCCCUCGCACUGCAGAGCUAACUGGUUUCGUAGUUGCCUCCAGUACCUCUAAGACCUCUGAGACCCUGAUUUUAACCGAAUACUCCCUCGGUCUUUCCCCUAACCACCCAUCGCGAUUGGUGGUUGCUGGGUGAUGGACACUUUAUUCGACCUGUGUGUUUCAUUUUAAGCCAGUGUUGCUCGCUGCGUAUCAGGAAAUGAGCUGGAAAGGAUUUGGAUGGAAACAGCUGAUUUUACAGAAAACACACUGAAUGAUUACGUCAGGUUGUAAUCAUUUGAAUGUGUGUGUACUGUACAUAUAUUCUGUAUUUAUUUAUAUAGGGGCCCACCAGUUCCGCUCCAUGUUGUACAUGACUGAUGUUAAGUGAUCUUGCACAGUGUAAAUCGCUCCUAUGGAUCCACACAGCGGUCACUGUCUGCAGAAAACCCAAUGCACUGUACAAAUGCAAGAAAUAGAAGAUGGACAUGAAGACAUCACGUAAUCAAAAGAUAUGUUUGAUUUUCUGUAAGAGUAAGAAAACCUUAAUCUGAAGCAGACGCUGCACCGCAGCCGAUAUCUGUUGAUUGUUGUUGGACUUUAACGUGAUCCCUGCUACUUGACAGUUAAUAAGCCUCAUUGUAUGUUGCGAGUCGGGAAGCGCAGCGAUGGGUCUUCAUUCAUUUGCAUAAUGCUUUAUUUCAACACGGUUCACCUGCACCAAAACAAAGGGAGGAGUUGAGCCCUGUGAGAGACACAAGGGUAAGUGUUCUCCAAUAAUAAACGC
Xiphias gladius (swordfish) is the source of this 2108-nucleotide messenger RNA. It is a transcript of the gene cox10, whose product is annotated as protoheme IX farnesyltransferase, mitochondrial. The transcript has 6 exons. Gene Ontology annotation, molecular function: protoheme IX farnesyltransferase activity. Gene Ontology annotation, biological process: heme biosynthetic process. Bases 174 to 1478 code for a protein of 434 amino acids. Gene Ontology annotation, cellular component: mitochondrial membrane; mitochondrion. The record is from RefSeq and is a predicted model, not a curated record. Lineage: Eukaryota; Metazoa; Chordata; Actinopteri; Istiophoriformes; Xiphiidae.